Mya arenaria is the source of this 645-nucleotide messenger RNA. Its product is annotated as pneumococcal serine-rich repeat protein-like. NCBI's taxonomy places the organism in Eukaryota, Metazoa, Mollusca, Bivalvia, Myida, Myidae. Bases 1 to 645 code for a protein of 214 amino acids. The transcript has 2 exons. The record is from RefSeq and is a predicted model, not a curated record.
AUGAUAAACCAUAAAGAGAAGAAAGAGAGGCCAAAUGCGCUGUUACGGAUCUCUGGUUCAACUCAGGCAGAAACUAGUGCUAGUCACGUACGAUCCAGUGAGGAUUACAAAACACGUAACUUCUCUACAUCUAGUGCUAGUCACGUACGAUCCAGUGAGGAUUACAAAACACGUAACUUCUCUACAGCUAGUGCUAGUCACGUACGAUCCAGUGAGGAUUACAAAACACGUAACCUCUCUACAGCUAGUGCUAGUCACGUACGAUCCAGUGAGGAUUACAAAACACGUAACUUCUCUACAUCUAGUGCUAGUCACGUACGAUCCAGUGAGGAUUACAAAACACGUAACUUCUCUACAGCUAGUGCUGGUCACGUACGAUCCAGUGAGGAUUACAAAACACGUAACUUCUCUACAGCUAGUGCUAGUCACGUACGAUCCAGUGAGGAUUACAAAACACGUAACUUCUCUACAGCUAGUGCUAGUCACGUACGAUCCAGUGAGGAUUACAAAACACGUAACUUCUCUACAGCUAGUGCUAGUCACGUACGAUCCAGUGAGGAUUACAAAACACGUAACUUCUCUACAGCUAGUGCUAGUCACGUACGAUCCAGUGAGCAAACUUUAAUAAUGAUUGAUUUAAUAUAA